CAUGAUCCAGACUUGAUUUUUGACGAGCUGAAUAGCAUACAGGUGGACAGCAAUGUUUUGUCCAAUGCUAUCAAUCCACUCUCCAGUCCAUUGCAUGCGAUGCAAGAUGAUCAGCAAUACGAUCACCAUAAAAAGAAACAGCAGCACCGCCGUAAGAAAUCGCACAGUCGUAGAGGAUCACUCUCCGAUGACGAAGACUUCUUUCGGGAUGCUGAAGAUGGUUCUACAGAUUGGGAUUGGCGCAGUAGUGGAGAAAAUGAACAUUUUUCUAUUCCUCAACCACCUCGGAUUUAUCCUGAGGGACCCACGCUAUCAGAUGGACCUUUCUACUUCAGGAUCACUUUCACUAUUACAAAUCUUCCGCAUGAUCCGGAAUUAAGUCGACAAAACUCUCCAAAAUUUACAAGAGUUGCUGAAGACUUAGUAUUAGGUCUUGAAGCUCUAUACAGAACAAUACCAGGACAACAAGCUGUUACUGUAUUGUCUUUCAGCCCUCUUCCACAUUCCAGCAAAGAAUAUGUUCUAGUCACACUUGAUGUUGGUUCUCUGGGUAGUAAUGACAGAGAAAGUAUAGAAGAUGUGAUAAAACAAGUUAUUCAGUCUGGCUCCUUAGGAAAAUAUAAAUUGUCUCCUGAAGGUUUUUCUGUUAGGUCAUUUGGAGCUGCUACAGAUCAAGGUAUACCUCAGACCUGUGCACCUGAUGAAAUAUAUUGCACAUCUUUUGAAUGUGUAAAUGCAGCUAAAAGGUGUGAUGGUCGUGAAGAUUGUCGUGAUGGGUCUGAUGAGCUUGGUUGUCCUGUACGAGCAAAAACUCUGCAAAGCGUUCAGGGCUGCCGAAGUGAUGAUCAAAUGAUUUGCCUUGAUGGAACUUGUAUUGAUUCUAUUCGUGUGUGUGAUGGUGUAGAAGAUUGUACGUAUGGAGAAGAUGAAGUAACUUGUGGGGGUAUUUCUGAGUGCCUUCCUGGUGAGUUUCAGUGUGAUGGUCUGAGAUGUGUUGAGGAAAGGAGGCGAUGUGAUGGUAGACCAGACUGCUCAGAUAGGAGUGAUGAGAGUAACUGCCCAG
Stegodyphus dumicola is the source of this 1063-nucleotide messenger RNA. It is a transcript of the gene trol, whose product is annotated as terribly reduced optic lobes. Lineage: Eukaryota; Metazoa; Arthropoda; Arachnida; Araneae; Eresidae. The record is from RefSeq and is a predicted model, not a curated record. Gene Ontology annotation, molecular function: protein binding; hormone binding; calcium ion binding. Gene Ontology annotation, biological process: receptor-mediated endocytosis. Gene Ontology annotation, cellular component: signaling receptor complex; apical plasma membrane; plasma membrane.